AUUCAGUUAAAACCCAUAGAAAAUGGAUUUCGAGACAAUCUGUGAAAAGUCCAAGGCCUUUAGCAAGAAGCCACCAAAUGAUGUCUAUUUGGAAUUCUAUGGCCUCUACAAGCAAGUCCAUUCCGGCGAUGUGAACAUCGAGAAGCCAGCCGAUGCAGAGGGUGCUGCCAAAUAUGAGGCAUGGCUAAGCCGCAAGGGCUUGUCUGUGGAUGCCGCCAAGGCUGCCUAUAUUGUUCUGUAUGAGAAAUAUGCUCCCCUUUACGGUUAAGUUUGAUUUACUAUAUGCUUUUGUAAAGAUUAAUGUGCAAUAAAUUGACGACUUUGUGAAAUAACCGCUGCAGUCGUCUUAAGAAGAGAA
Molecule: messenger RNA, 358 nt
Organism: Drosophila willistoni
Lineage: Eukaryota; Metazoa; Arthropoda; Insecta; Diptera; Drosophilidae
Gene: Acbp5
Product: acyl-CoA-binding protein
Exons: 2
Coding region: 23-268 (81 amino acids)
Biological process (GO): fatty acid metabolic process
Molecular function (GO): long-chain fatty acyl-CoA binding
Source: RefSeq, a predicted model, not a curated record